Messenger RNA from Fraxinus pennsylvanica, 324 nucleotides. NCBI's taxonomy places the organism in Eukaryota, Viridiplantae, Streptophyta, Magnoliopsida, Lamiales, Oleaceae. The record is from the annotation of a GenBank genome assembly.
AUGAUGCUGAAGUUUAAUGGUAAGGUGGAAGAUAAGCAAUUUAUUUAUGACAUGUUAAAGCCAUUGGUUACUGAUAUGUAUGAUAUCAUGGUGGACUGGAUCAAGAGGUGGUCAAUAGUGUUAAUCAAUAACCAGAGCAGCCUUGAGGUCCAAGAUGCUUGCGACAAGACUAUUAUGGUAGCAUAUGAUUUAAUUGGUUUUAUAUUGGAUGAAUACUCCAAGAUUGAAGACAUAGAUUUAUACCAGGGUGAUAAAUCAUAUCUCCGAAAUCGUGCUUCAGUUCCUCGAGAUUCUGAAGGAGUGUUGUCUAUAAAGAACAAGUAA